AUGCCGAAUGGCGAAGAUGAAGAGAAGAAACCCAAGAGGAAGAGGGGGAAGAAGAAGGAGCCGGAGAAACCCAAACGGAGCCUGAAGGGGACAUCGCGGCUGUUCAUGGGCUUCCGAGACCGCACACCCAAGAUCUCCAAGAAGGGCCAGUUCCGGAGUGCGUCGGCCUUCUUCUGGGGCCUCCACACCGGCCCCCAGAAGACUAAACGCAAGAAGAAGGCACGCACGGUGCUCCAGUCGACGUCGAAGCUCAUGACGCAGAUGCGCAUGGGCAAGAAGAAGCGCGCGAUGAAGGGCAAGAAGCCGUCCUUCAUGGUUAUCCGCUUUCCCGGCAGGCGUGGCUAUGGCCGCCUCCGGCCGCGCGCCCGGUCGGUCAGCAAAGCGUCCACAGCCAUCAAUUGGCUCACCAAAAGGUUCCUCAUCAAGAAGGCCGAAGAGUCCGGUAGCGAACACACCACAAUGGAUGCCUGGCUCAGUCGCUCCGGCUCCCACGUGGGCUCCCGCAAGCUGCCCUUUCCAUCGGGCGCCGAGAUCCUGCGGCCUGGAGGCCGCCUGCGGAGGUUUCCCCGCAGCCGCAGCAUCUACGCAUCAGGUGAGCCGGUGGGCUUCCUGCCCUUUGAGGACGAGGCACCCUUCCGGCACGCGGGCUCCCGCAAGUCCUUGUACGGGCUAGAGGGCUUCCAAGACCUUGGCGAGUACUAUGACUACCACCGCGAGGGCGACGACUAUUACGACCAGCAGUCACUCUACCAGUAUGAGGACGAGCAAGAGCCCUACCUGGCCGCCUAUGGUGCCUACAACCCAGCCUGGCCACCCUACGGAGACCACUCCUAUGGGUACCCUCCCGAGGACCCCUACGACUACUACCACCCUGACUAUUAUGGUGGCUUCUACUACCCCAUGUCCACCUAUGGCUACGGCUACGGCUACGACGAUUACGAGCCCCCCUACGCGCCCCCAGGAGGGUACGCGUCUCCCUACAGCUACUACGAUGCCUACGAGGGCGAGCUGUACCCACCUGGCUACUACCUAGACCCCUUCGUACCUUACCAUGCUCCAUACCCACCCUACGACCUCCCGUACGACCUCCCAUACGAGGUCCCCGCCUUUGAUCCCUACGGGAUGCCUUAUGCAGCACCCUAUGGCGUCCCCUACCCCGAAGGCGUCUAUGGUGCUGGGAACCAGGCCAUCUACGCCCCCGAAGUGCCCUACCUUUAUCCGGAGGAGUCGGCCUUUGCAUACCCAUGGGUGCCGCCGUCCCUCCUGUCACCACCCCACAACCCUUACGCCCACCCCAUGGAUGACAUUUCGGAGCUGGAGGAGCUGGAGGACUCGGAGGAGACGGCCCGGGAACGGCAGGGCACCUCUUUCCGCCUGCCCAGCGCAGCCUUCUUCGAGCAGCAAGGCAUGGACAAGCCCGCCAGGUCCAAGCUCUCCCUUAUCCGCAGGUUCCGCCUCUUCCCGCGGCCCCAGGUGAAGCUGUUUGGGAAGGAGAAGCUGGAGGUGCCCCUGCCCCCCUCCCUGGACAUCCCCCUGCCCUUGGGAGAUGCGGACGAGGAUGAGGAAGAGGUGCCUCCCGUGCCCACGCGGCCCUAUACACACCCGUUUUGGGGCUUCCUCACGCCGCGCCAGCGCAACCUUCAGCGCGCUCUGUCGGCCUUCGGCGCCCACCGCAUCCACCACGGCCUGGGCUUCAGCCCUGAGUUUGGCCUCCCCCAACCUCGCCCAGCCACUUCGGCCACUUCGCUGGCGCGCUUCCUCAAAAAGACGCUGUCGGAAAAGAAGCCCGUCCAGCGGCUCAGGGGCAGCCAGAAGACCCGGUUGGGAAGCCCGGUAGUCAGGGAGGCGGCCUACAAGCGCUUCGGCUACAAGCUGGCAGGCAUGGACCCAGACCGGCCCAACACGCCCAUCAUGUUGAGGAGGGCCGAGGCGCGCACGCGCAACAACAACAACUCGCACCACGUGCCCGCGCCCGUGCCGCCUGCCCACUGGAGCGCGCUGCUCUCCCCGCCUGCGCCCCGGCGGCCCCCCAGCCCCGGGCCCCUGCCCGAUGCCCCGGUCUCCCCGGCCCACUCUGGCCUGCCCCGGCCAGCCUCACCCUAUGGCUCGCUCCGCCGCCACCCGCCGCCCUGGGCCGCCCCGGCCCAUGUGCCGCUCACACCGCAGGCCAACUGGUGGGCUUUCGUGGAGCCCCCUCCUGUGAGCCCCGAGGUGCCCCCCGACCUGCUGGCCUUUCCCGUACCCCGACCCUCCUUCCAGGGCUCCCGCCGGCGAGGGGCAGCCUUUGGCUUCCCUGGCGCCUCCCCAAGGGCGUCGCAGAGGCAGGCCUGGCCACCCCUACCCUCGCCCCAGCCCUCUCUGAGGAGCCUGCCGGGCCUGGGCUACCGCUCGCCCCUGGGGCCUGGGUCCCCUCAGCCUUCCAUCCGCGCCGGCCGCUUCCAGCCGCCCUUCUCUCCGCUGCCCCGCCGUCCCCGCUCGUUGCGGGAGCCCUUGUUCCCACGCCGCCCAGUCUCUGGGCGCCGGGGACCACCCCGCUCUCCCACACUGGGCUCCCGACAACAGCCCUCACCGCCCCCUCUUCUGAACUCUAGCCCGCGGCGCUACUCACUCAACCUGCCCUCGCGCCUCCCACACACGUGGCGCCGCCUCAGCGCACCGCCCACCAGGGCCGUGAAGCCCCGGGUCCGCCAACCCUUCCACCCGCCAAAGAGUCAUAGGUCUUGGCGGGCAGCAGUGGCUGAGGCUAUGGCUACCGCUGAGCUCUCAGAGAGCCAGCGUGAGUCCGAGGACUCAGAAAUACCCUGGACUGUGCCUCCACUGGCCCCCAGCUGGGACGUGGACAUGCCUCCCACCCAGCGCCCAUCCUCGCCCUGGCCAGGAGGCGCUAGGAGCCGCAAGGGCUUUUCCAGGCCACCCCCUAUACCUGAAAACCCCUUCCUCCAGCAUGUGGGCCCUCUGCCAUCCACAGACCCCCAGCCCGAGGACCCAACCUCUGAUUUGACCAGUGUCUUCCUGGGUAGACACCAUGACCCAGGGCCUGGACAGCUGGCCAAAUCCGCCAGCCCCAGCCCUGAGAAACCCAAAGAAGAGGACCCCCAAGGGGAUCCCCAGCCACCAACAGAGCCUGAACCCCCAACCUCAAUGCCCCCCAAGGAUUCCCUUCCAGACCAGAAGGCGCUAAGCCUAAGCCUUUCCCACCCACUGUCCGCAAGUGACCAGAUGAGGGCCAUAUGGCCACCAUGGCGCCUCUGGGGGACGCUGCCGAGUGCCCCAGCCCCCUUGGCGCCCACUGGGGUCCUGGGGCCCCUAUCCAAGGUGGGUGAGGGGCGCCAGGCAGGUCCUGGGCGUUGUGCCGUGGUCAUGCCCCAGCAAAAGCUGAGCUCUUCCCAGCCAGUUGGUCCUGCCACUCUGCAGCCCCCCACCCAGCUGACCCAGGACCCAGGACCCAGCCCUAAGCCAAGAGCCUGGAGUCUGGUCUGGUCCUGCUUCUGGCUGUCAGUAGAGACCCACCAACCCUGGCCACAAACACAGGACCACCCCGCAACCUGCCACCUGGAUCCUGGAGCUGACUGCCUGUCCCAUGGGGGCCCCUGGGAAGAGGUUGGCCCCAAGAGCUGGUGGAACAAGAUGCAUUCCAUCCGCAACCUGCCAUCCACACGGUUCCGCGAGCAGCACCGGGAGGACGGCGUGGAAGACAUGACACAACUGGAAGACCUCCAGGAGACCACCGUGCUGUCCAACCUCAAGACCAGAUUUGAACGGAACCUUAUCUACACAUAUAUCGGUAGCAUCCUGGUGUCGGUGAACCCGUACCGAAUGUUUGGAAUCUAUGGGCCGGAGCAGGUGCAGCAGUACAGUGGGCGGGCCCUGGGAGAGAAUCCCCCGCAUCUCUUUGCAAUUGCAAAUCUUGCCUUCGCCAAAAUGCUCGAUGCCAAACAGAACCAGUGCAUAAUCAUCAGUGGAGAGAGCGGCUCUGGAAAAACUGAGGCCACAAAGCUGAUUCUACGCUACCUGGCCGCCAUGAACCAGAAACGGGGCAUCAUGCAGCAGGUGAUUCAGAUCCUGGAGGCAACACCUUUGUUGGAGUCCUUCGGUAACGCCAAAACUGUCAGGAACGACAACUCCAGCCGCUUUGGGAAGUUUGUGGAAAUCUUUCUGGAAGGGGGGAUGAUAUCUGGUGCCAUAACUUCCCAGUACCUGCUCGAGAAAUCCAGGAUUGUGUUUCAGGCCAAAAAUGAGAGGAAUUACCACAUCUUCUACGAGCUGCUGGCCGGGCUGCCUGCCCAGCUCCGGCAAGCCUUCAGCCUUCAGGAGGCUGAAACCUACUACUACCUGAACCAGGGUGGGAAUUGUGAGAUUUCAGGGAAGAGUGAUGCAGACGACUUUCGCCGGCUCCUGGCCGCCAUGGAGGUGCUGGGCUUCAGCGGAGAAGACCAGGACAGCAUCUUCCGCAUCCUGGCCUCCAUCCUGCACCUGGGCAACGUCUACUUUGAGAAGUAUGAGACGGAUGCGCAGGAGGUAGCCUCGGUGGUGAGCGCCCGGGAGAUCCAGGCUGUGGCAGAGCUGCUGCAGAUCUCCCCUGAGGGCCUGCAGAAGGCCAUCACCUUCAAAGUCACUGAGACAAUGCAAGAGAAGAUCUUCACCCCCCUGACAGUGGAAAGUGCCGUGGAUGCCAGGGAUGCCAUCGCCAAGGUCUUGUAUGCGCUGUUGUUCGGCUGGCUCAUCACCAGGGUCAACGCGCUGGUCUCCCCACAUCAGGACAUGCUGUCCAUCGCCAUCCUGGACAUCUAUGGCUUUGAGGACCUGAGCUUCAACAGUUUCGAGCAGCUGUGCAUCAAUUAUGCGAACGAGAACCUCCAGUACCUUUUCAACAAGAUCAUCUUCCAGGAGGAGCAGGAGGAGUACAUCCGCGAACAGAUCAACUGGCGGGAAAUCACCUUCGCUGACAACCAGCCCUGCAUCAACCUCAUCUCACUGAAGCCCUAUGGCAUUCUGCGCAUCCUCGACGACCAGUGUUGCUUUCCCCAGGCCACAGACCACACAUUUCUGCAGAAGUGCCAUUACCACCACGGCGCCAACCCACUCUACUCCAAACCCAAGAUGCCACUGCCCGAGUUCACCAUCAAGCACUACGCAGGCAAAGUCACCUACCAGGUGCACAAGUUCUUGGACAAGAACCACGACCAGGUGCGCCAGGACGUGCUGGACCUAUUCGUUCGGAGCAGGACGCGGGUGGUGGCACACCUCUUCGCCAGCCAUGCCCCGCAGGCUGCCACUCAGCGUUUGGGCAAGAGCAGCUCUGUCACCCGGCUCUACAAGGCGCACACAGUGGCAGCUAAGUUCCAGCAGUCGCUCCUAGAUCUGGUGGAAAAGAUGGAGAGGUGUAACCCCUUGUUUGUGCGCUGCUUGAAGCCUAAUCAUAAAAAGGAACCAGGCCUCUUUGAGCCAGAUGUGGUAAUGGCACAGUUACGCUAUUCGGGGGUGCUGGAGACUGUGCGGAUCCGCAAGGAGGGUUUCCCAGUGCGGCUGCCUUUCCAGGUGUUUGUCGACAGGUACCGCUGUCUAGUGGACCUCAAGCACAACCUGCCAGCCAGUGGGGACAUGUGUGUGUCGGUGCUGAGCCGCCUGUGCACAGUCAUGCCAAAUAUGUACUGCGUUGGCCUCAGCAAGCUGUUCCUUAAAGAACACCUCUACCAGCUGCUGGAGAGCAUGCGGGAGCACGUCCUCAAUCUGGCGGCCCUCACUCUGCAGCGCUGCCUCCGUGGCUUCAUCAUCCAGCGGCGUUUCCGCUCCUUGCGUCGAAAGAUCAUCCUGCUGCAAAGUCGGGCCCGAGGCUACCUGACCAGGCAACGGUAUCAGCAGAUGAGGAGGAGGAUGGUGAAGUUCCGGUCCCUGGUGCACACGUACAUGAGCCAUCGGCGUCACCUCAAGCUGAGGGCAGAGCGGAGGCUCCGGGUGGAGGAGGUGCGGCUUCGGGAGCAGGAGGAGCUGAGCAAGCGGGAAGUGGUGGCUGUGGGACACCUGGAGGUACCAGCAGAGCUGGCUGGGCUCUUGCAAGCAGUGGCAGGUCUCAGGCCAGCCCAGGUGCACCAGGUCGCCCCCGUGCGGACUCCCCGGCUCCAGGCUGAGCCCCGUGUCACAUUGCCCCUGGAUAUCAACAACUACCCCAUGGCUAAGUUUGUCCGGUGCCACUUCAAGGAACCUGCCUUCGGGAUGCUGACAGUACCCCUGAGGAUGCCCCUCACUCGGCUGCCUGUGGAGUACCACACAGAAGCCGUGAACAUCUUCAAGCUGAUUCUGCGUUUCAUGGGUGACCCCCACCUGCAUGGUGCCCAGGAGAACGUCUUCGGGAACUACAUUGUGCAGAAAGGGCUGGCAGUGCCCGAGCUGCGGGAUGAGAUUCUCGCACAGCUGGCCAACCAGGUGUGGCGCAACCCCAGUGCCCACAAUGCCGAGCGGGGCUGGCUCUUGCUGGCCGCCUGCCUCAGUGCCUUUUUACCUUCAUCACGCCUCAACAAGUACCUGCUCAAGUUUGUGUCUGAUUAUGGGCGGAAUGGCUUCCAGGCUGUGUGUCAACACCGCCUCAUGCAGGCCAUGAGCCGGGCCCAACAGCAGGGCCCUGGGGCUGCCCGCACCUUCCCUCCAACCCAGCUCGAGUGGAUAGCAACCCUGGAGAGGGCUGGCAUGGUGCUGGAUGUGGGCUGCUUCAAUGGUGACCAGUUCUCCUGCCCAGUGCACUCCUGGAGCACGGGGGAAGAGGUGGCUGGAGACAUUCUGAGGCACAGGGGGCUGGCGGACGGCUGGCGAGGCUGGACAGUGGCCAUGAAGAAUGGGGUCCAGUGGGCAGAGCUGGCAGGCCACGACUACGUGCUGGACCUGGUGUCAGACCUAGAGCUGCUCAGGGACUUCCCACGACAGAAGUCCUACUUCAUUGUGGGUGCAGAAGGGCCCAUGUCCAGCAGGGGAGGCCCAAGAGCGGUGUUUGGGAACAGCUGGGACUCAGAUGAGGAUGCACCUGUGAGGCCCCAGCCGCAUGGGCACGUGCCCAAAGUAGCUGACUCUAAUGGGUACUGCAGCCACAAUGAGGACGGUACAAAUGGGGAGACUGAGGCCCAGAGAAGGACAGCGACCCACCAAGACUUGGACAGCCUUGGAGAGCCCACUGUACCUCACAAGGGUCUGGACUGCUUCCUGGACAGCCUCUUCGACCCUGUGUUGUCCUACGGGGACACGGACCUGGAGAAGCCAACAGCCAUUGCCUACCGCAUGAAAGGAGGAGGCCAGCCUGGUGGAGGUGGCAGUAGCAGCACCGAAGACACCCCCAGGAGACCUCCAGAGCCAAAGCCAAUCCCAGGCCUGGACACCUCCACGUUGGCUCUGCAACAAGCCUUCAUCCACAAACAGGCUGUGCUCCUGGCCAGGGAGAUGACCCUGCAGGCCAUGGCGCUCCAGCAUCAUCCCUUGAGUCCCGCCCCAAGGCCCCUGCCCCCAGAGAAACCGCUAGCAUCAGAGGCACGGCCGAAGUUCGUAGGCACUGGACCCCCAGCCAAGCCUGUGCUCCUGCGCUCUACUCCAAAACCCUUGACCCCAGCCCCUCUGGCCAAGGCCCCCAGGUCCCCCACCAAGCCCGUGGCUGCCCCCAUUCUAGCUCAGGACCGGGCUUCUCCAGAAAUCACUUCGCCCUGCCCAGAGCGGGUCCGGUACUCGACACUCAACUCGGAACACUUCCCGCAGCCCACGCAGCAGAUCAAGACCAUCGUUAGGCAGUACCAGCAAGCCCCUGGGGGAGGCCGGCCUGAGGCCCUCAGGAGGGACGGCGGGAGGGUGUUUGUGAAGCGGCCAGACCCCCACGAGGAGGCCCUGAUGAUCCUGAAGGGACAGAUGAACCAGACAGUGGCAGCACCUGGUACCCAGGUACCCAGAGAGGCUGUGGCCAUGGUGAAGCCAGUGACCAGUGCACCAAGGCCAUCCGCAGGGCCCACUCCAGUGCAGCCUUCCAGGUCACUGGAACCUCCCGAGGAACCAGUGCAGACACGGCUACACCGCCUCCUGAACCCUAACUUCUACGGCUACCAGGAUGCCCCGUGGCGAAUCUUCCUGCGCAAAGAGGUGUUUUACCCUAAAGACAGCUACAGCCACCCUGUGCAACUAGACCUCUUGUUCAGGCAGAUCCUGCAUGACACCCUCUCCAAGGCCUGCCUGCGCAUCUCUGAGGAUGAGAGGCUCAAGAUGAAAGCCCUAUUUGCCCAGAACCAGCUGGACACACAGAGGCCCUUGGUGACGGAGAGUGUGAAGCGGGCCGUGGUCAGCACUGCACGUGACAGCUGGGAAGUCUACUUCUCCCGCCUCUUCCCUGCCACGGGCAGCGUGGGCACUGGUGUGCAGAUCCUAGCUGUGUCUCACACGGGCAUCAAACUCUUGCGGAUGGACAGGGGCAGCAGGGAGGCUGGCGGGCAGCUGCACGUCCUGCGUGCAUACAGCUUUGCAGAUAUCCUCUUUGUGACCAUCCCCUCCCAGAACAUGUUGGAAUUCAACUUAGCCAGCGAGAAGGUCAUCCUCUUCUCAGCCCGAGCUCAUCAGGUCAAGACCCUGGUGGACGACUUCAUCCUGGAGCUGAAGAAGGACUCUGACUACGUGGUUGCUGUGAGGAACUUCCUGCCUGAGGACCCGUCUCUGCUGACCUUCCACAAGGGCGACAUCAUCCACCUGCAGCCCCUGGAGUCACCUCGAAUGGGCUACAGUGCCGGCUGUGUUGUCCGCAAGAAGGUCGUGUACCUGGAGGAGCUGCGACGGAGAGGCCCAGACUUUGGUUGGAAGUUUGGGACCAUCCACGGGCGCGUGGGACGCUUCCCUUCCGAGCUGGUGCAGCCCGCGGCUGCCCCCGACUUCCUGCAGCUGCCUGCCGAGCCGGGCCGGGGUCGCGCCGCUGCUGUAGCUGCGGCCGUGGCCUCCACUGCUGCUGCACAGGAAGUGGGCCGCAGGAGGAAGGGUUCCCCAGUCAGGUCUGGCUCAGCUGACCGUGGGGUGGACGGCCUGGCCCUCCUACCAUACACAAUGCUGGAGUUUGCCCAGAAGUAUUUCCGAGACCCCAGGAGGAGACCUCAGGAUGGCCUCAGGCUGAAAUCCAAGGAGGGCCGGGAGUCCAGAACCUUGGAGGACAUGCUUUGCUUCACCAAGACCCCACUCCAGGAAUCACUCAUCGAGCUCAGCGACAACAGCCUCAACAAGAUGGCCACUGACAUGUUCCUAGCUGUGAUGCGGUUCAUGGGGGAUGCUCCGCUGAAGGGCCAGAGUGAACUGGAUGUGCUUUGUACCCUCUUGAAGCUGUGCGGGGACCAUGAGGUCAUGCGGGACGAGUGUUACUGCCAAGUUGUGAAGCAGAUCACAGAUAACACCAGCACCAAGCAGGACAGCUGCCAGCGAGGCUGGAGGCUGCUGUACAUCGUGGCUGCAUACCACAGCUGCUCUGAGGUCCUCCAGCCACACCUCAUUCGCUUCCUCCAAGAUGUGAGCCGGACCCCAGGCCUGCCCUUCCAGGGGAUUGCCAAGGCCUGUGAGCAGAAUCUGCAGAAAACCUUGCGCUUUGGUGGCCGUCUGGAGCUCCCUAGCAGCAUGGAGCUUCGGGCCAUGUUGGCGGGCCGCAGUUCCAAGAGGCAGCUCUUUCUUCUUCCUGGAGGCCUCGAACGUCAUCUCAAAAUCAAAACGUGUGCCGUGGCCCUGGAUGUGGUGGAAGAGAUCUGUGCUGAGAUGGCUCUGACACGCCCUGAGGCCUUCAAUGAGUACGUCAUCUUUGUUGUCACCAACCAAGGCCAGCAUGUGUGCCCACUCAGCCGCAGCGCCUACAUCCUGGAUGUAGCCUCGGAGAUGGAGCAGGUGGACGGCGGCUACAUGCUGUGGUUCCGGCGCGUGCUCUGGGAUCAGCCACUCAAGUUUGAGAAUGAGCUAUACGUGACCAUGCACUACAACCAGGUCCUGCCUGACUACCUGAAGGGCCUCUUCAGCAGCAUGCCUGCCAGCCGGCCCAGCGAACAGGAGCUGCAACAAGUGUCCAAGCUGGCCUCACUGCAGCACCGGGUCAAGGACCACUUCUACCUGCCCAGCUUGCGGGAGGUCCAGGAGUACAUCCCAGCCCUGCUCUACCAUACCAUGGCUGGCUCAGCCUGGCUCAACCUGGUCAGCCAGCACCGGCAGCAGACACAGGCACUCAGCCCUCAUCAGGCCCGUGCCCAGUUUCUGGGCCUCCUCAGCGCCUCACCCAUGUUCGGCUCCUCCUUCUUCUUCAUCCAGAGCUGCAGCAAUGUGGCUGUGCUGGCCCCCUGCAUCCUUGCCAUCAACCAGAAUGGCCUGAACUUCCUCAGCAUCGAGACCCACGAGCUGAUGGUGAAGUUCCCCCUCAAGGAGAUCCAGUCCACGCGCACCCAGCGGCCCACAGCCAGCUCCAGCUACCCCUAUGUGGAGAUCACACUGGGGGAUGUGGCGGCCCAGUGCACCAUGCAGCUACAGCUGGAGCAGGGCCUGGAGCUGUGUCGUGUGGUGGCUGUGCACGUGGAGAACCUGCUCAGUGCCCGGGAGAAGCGGCUUACACUGCCCCCCAGUGAGAUAACGCUGCUUUGACCCAGCCCCCAGCCCUGAAGCUGCUCUCUGCCAGAAGGCUUGCUGUGUGGCCCAGGGGAGUUACUCGACUUCUCUGGGCCAGUGAUCCCUGUAAGGGGCCAGAACCUUGAGGGAGACCAAGAGGUGGUAGGAGGUGUGACCCAAGUCCCUAGGAACCCUAGAAGACCCAUCCAGUUUGGCCAGAAUCACAGAAUGUAAUCUUGGGUCAGAGAGCAGGAGGAACUUCCAAAGGCUGGCUCGUGGGGCCUCCUGCCACGUGCAUGAUGUGGGACCUGCCUGACUCCCACCUGUGGCAAAGAAGCCCCAUAUCAGUUGCCUGGAUGAGCUAGACUUUGCUUUUGGUAUAACCUGGGCUGAUGUUCAAAUCUGUUCCACAUCCCAGCCCCUCACGUCCUCCUUGAGUGCCUUCCCCCUCCCCUCCCCCCGGACUGCUGCUCAGCUUGGAUUCAUGAACCUUGGUUAUUUCUGUGCAAAUAAAAGGUGUGCCUGGCAGCCACCAUUCCUCCAUGGAGUUGCUGAGUGGCUGGAAAACAAGUCUGACGGAGGAGGCAGGAGUUGAAAGCCUAGUUGUGCCUCCUGACUCACUGCCCAUGAACAAGAGCUUCCAGAAGAGACAUCUGUCCUUACCUCUGUCUGCAGAUCUCUCCCCAUACUCCGCACUGUUUGGGUGGCCCCAACCACAGGCCCCUAUCACUGGAUGGCCCACAUCAGGUUCAAAAGUGGUAUAGUGGAGGGAGAAAGAAGUUUCAUGUUAGGGGCUGGGGCAGGAGAAGACUGGGGAAGAGCUUCCCAGAGAAUAGCACUUUGUGGUUGGGUUUCGAAGGAUGAGUAGGAGUUUGUUAGGAAGAGAUGGAGGGGAGGAUGUUUGUUCCUUACU
Molecule: messenger RNA, 11491 nt
Organism: Hipposideros armiger (great roundleaf bat)
Lineage: Eukaryota; Metazoa; Chordata; Mammalia; Chiroptera; Hipposideridae
Gene: MYO15A
Product: myosin XVA
Exons: 64
Coding region: 1-10614 (3537 amino acids)
Cellular component (GO): cytoskeleton; myosin complex
Molecular function (GO): ATP binding; cytoskeletal motor activity; protein binding
Source: RefSeq, a predicted model, not a curated record